This is a messenger RNA of Hibiscus syriacus, 867 nucleotides long. RefSeq lists its product as uncharacterized. Gene Ontology annotation, molecular function: zinc ion binding. The transcript is spliced from 2 exons. The record is from RefSeq and is a predicted model, not a curated record. NCBI's taxonomy places the organism in Eukaryota, Viridiplantae, Streptophyta, Magnoliopsida, Malvales, Malvaceae. The coding region runs from base 194 to 859 and encodes 221 amino acids.
GUUUUAUUUUACCUUUGCGCCACUUCUUGUUUUUGGGUGUUUCGAUUUUCUCCAUUUUUGCAUUUCUUUUUCUUUUUCAUUAAUGGAGGUAAAGGGUCACCUAAUCCAAUACCAUCUUAUUUAAAUUCUCACAUUUCAUCCCCAACCUCGUUCAAAAGCUUCAACUUUGAGCCCAAAGUUUUUCAGCUUCCCAAUGUCUUCGUCGGAGAUGUCCCACAUCGAUUUAGAGCAAGGAAUAACUCACCGCCGGAACGGGAGUGACGUCAGCUCCGACGAUGCUAGCGUGUGUUUCUCGGACGCCGACGAGGGCUCUUGCUAUUCUCAGUUUUAUUCCACCGUAGGCGGUUCCUAUUACGCUUCCGACGGGGAGAUCGGCGAUGCGUCGGAUUCCAGGAGAGUGACGGACAGCUCGGCGGAGUUCGAUGUUGUGAGGGGAGUCCAUGGAAUUAAAGUGCAUCUGGCUGAAGUUGAGAAAGAUUGUAGAAUUUGUCAUUUGGGUCUGGAAAGUAACAGCCAUGAAUCUGGUGUUCCUAUAGAAUUGGGUUGUUCUUGUAAGGAUGAUCUCGCUGCUGCUCAUAAACACUGUGCCGAGGCUUGGUUUAAGAUAAGAGGAAAUAAGACCUGUGAGAUUUGUCAUUCUAUUGCACAUAACGUAGUCGGAGUAACCGAGAUCGAGUCGACGGAUCAAUCGAAUGAGACCAACAGUUCCACGGCAAUGCCUGCAGUCAUGGUACCGACACCCCAUAUAAACUCUCGAAACUUCUGGCACGGCCACCGAUUACUCAAUUUUCUCCUUGCUUGCAUGGUUUUCGCGUUCGUCAUAUCAUGGCUGUUUCACUUCAAUGAGCCGUCGACCUAAAACUCUUU